UCACUCGCGCUUUUUAUUCUGGGACUCAUGAUUAUAAUGACAAUUGGGACUUGACUCAUUAUGAUUUUUUAUGGACUAUUAUUAGCAGGACGGGACAGCUCAGGAUAUUAUUCUUCACAUGGAAAAGAUGAAUCAUAUUUAUCCAGGCUACAGCAAACCUUGAAUAUACAAUUCAAAUUGGAUCAUGUUGAGAAAAUCGUCUGACGAAAUAAACUGUCUAAUCAUCGGAAAUAGUUGUUACUACUGUAUCCCAUCUCAAGUGGACUAGGGACUCUCAUUUAUGGAUACAUUUUGGAUCGCAAAGGUGACUGAUCAUUCAUCAACUGACAUCAAUAACAGCCAAUUAGCCAGCACCCAAAAGUAGAUGAGAUGGAGCACUCAGGUUCGUACAGCUCUGUGUAUGAGCCGAAUGGGCAUGCUGCCUGGGCAGACGACCAGCAGCAUCAGGACCUGGAGACAGCGGACAACCUCAGGAGGAAGAUCAAGUACUUCUUCAUGAACCCCUGUGAGAAAUACAAAGCCCGCGGACGGAAACCAUGGAAACUGAUGCUCCAGAUCAUCAAGAUCGCCAUCAUUACCAUCCAGUUGGUGUCUUUUGGACUGAGCAAUCAGAUGGUGGUAACCUUCAAAGAGGAGAACCUCAUGACGUUCAAGCAUCUCUUCCUCAAAGAUUACGUGGAUGGCCGUGGGGACUCUUAUGCUGUGUACAGGCAGGAUGAGGUGUAUGAACACAUUUCUUACAUAGUCGAUAAGUAUUCCCGUCUGCGAAAUAUCACAGUUGGUAACCAUGCCUAUGAGAAGAACGGGGAUACCUAUUCCCCUCUGUCUCUGUGCCAGGAGUUCUACAGGAAUGGAAGCAUCUCACCAGCCAAUGAGACCUUUGAUAUAGACGCACAGAUUGAAACUGAAUGCCUUGAGAUUGUUCCUGUGUUCCCCAUGGGAAGCACAACAGAGGAUGAUCUGUUGAAUUUCAUUGUGCAUUUCAAAAGAUUGUUGAAUGUGAAGAUCAAGUUCACUCUGAAGGCCAUAAAUUUACAGACAGUCAGAAACAGAGAGCUGCCAAACUGCUAUGACUUUGAUGUCACGAUCACCUUCAACAACCAAGCCCACAGUGGCAGAAUAAAGGUCGACCUGGACAAUGACGUUGAUAUAAAUGAAUGUAGAGACUGGAAAGUAACCGGGGCCUCUCCCAAGAACAUCUAUUACCCACUGCUGUUUGACUGUCUCAUCAUUGGAACGUGUAUCACCUCUCUGGCCCUCUGCACACGCUCUGUGCUCAACGGGAUACGGCUACAGUUUGAGUACACAGACUUCUGCCUAGUCCGUCACGGGAAGGAGGUUCCAUGGUCCGAUAGGCUGGAGUUUUUGAACGGCUGGUAUAUCCUCAUCAUUGCCAGUGAUACACUCACCAUCAUCGGCUCCAUUCUGAAAAUAGAAAUCCAGACAAAGAUUCUCACCAGUUAUGAUGUCUGCAGCAUCUUUCUUGGGACGGGCACAAUGCUUGUUUGGAUCGGAGUCAUACGCUACAUGGGCUACUUCAAGAAGUACAAUAUUCUCAUCCUGACCCUGAGAGCAGCGUUCCCAAACGUGGUCCGGUUCAUUGGUUGUGCCGGAAUCAUCUACCUGGGGUACUGUUUCUGUGGCUGGAUCGUGCUCGGGCCCUACCACGAGAAGUUCCGGACCCUGAACACAGUAUCAGAGUGCCUGUUCUCGCUGAUAAACGGAGAUGACAUGUAUCCCACCUUCAAGUACAUGAAGCAGAAGAGUUACCUGGUGUGGCUGUUCAGCAGAGUCUACCUCUACACCUUCGUCUCGCUCUUCAUCUACAUGAUCCUCAGCCUCUUCAUCACCCUUAUCACUGAUACCUAUGACACCAUAAAGCAACAGCAGCAGGAGGGGAGCCCAGUGUCAGAGCUGCAUUGUUUCAUGUCGGAGUGUAAAGAUCUGCCCACCUCAGGACGCUACCGGGUAGAGGGGGAGUCUGGCUCCUUCACCUGCUGCUUCCCCAGAUGCAAGGACUCACGAGAAAGGCUGAGCUCUGAAUCAAUAGACUCUGAGCCAUAGUGGACCUUUUAUCAGUCUCCUGAGGUU
Messenger RNA from Coregonus clupeaformis (lake whitefish), 2091 nucleotides. It is a transcript of the gene mcoln3b, whose product is annotated as mucolipin TRP cation channel 3b. Gene Ontology annotation, molecular function: NAADP-sensitive calcium-release channel activity. The coding region runs from base 370 to 2064 and encodes 564 amino acids. The transcript has 14 exons. Gene Ontology annotation, cellular component: lysosomal membrane; plasma membrane. Lineage: Eukaryota; Metazoa; Chordata; Actinopteri; Salmoniformes; Salmonidae. The record is from RefSeq and is a predicted model, not a curated record.